GUUAAACCUUUCGAGCAUCGAUCGCAGCAACGAGAGUGUGCAAUCUGCCGACCGACAAGCCCGCGCACCGCCAAGGUCGGAUUGAAACAACACGAAAUGGCGGCAGAAGUGCUCCCGCUGGCAACGGUGAAGCUGCCCUCGGGACCCAGUCCCGUAACGGCCGAGCAGCGGUAUUGGAGGUCGUUCAAGAACCAAAAAUCCCACACCUCGACGGCGGCAUGGCCCAUUUCACACAUCAACUUCCCCGCCGCAACCGGCGCGGCGCACUCCAAUUCACUUGUCGCUGCCGCGAAGCUCAACGACCUGUUUGCCGUGACGUCGGGGCCGCGUGUCGAAAUCUACUCGAUCCGCAAACGUGAGCCGCUCAAGACGAUCGGUCGCUUCGACAGCGAGGCCCACUGCGGCGAGAUCCGCGCCGAUGGCAGGGUCCUGGUAGCCGGCGAGGACUCGGGCAGGAUGCAGGUCUUUGACGUCGGCGGUGGCACCAGGGCGGUGAUACUCAAGACGUGGCAUGUCCACAAGCAGCCCGUCUGGGUGACGAAGUGGUCCCCCACAGAGCUGACGACCCUGAUGAGCGCGAGCGACGACAAGACGGUCCGACUGUGGGACCUUCCGUCGAACGAGCCUAGCCGGAUGUUCACGGGGCACUCGGACUACGUACGUUGCGGCGCCUUCGUGCCCGGGGGCAAUGGCAAUCUGUUGGUCUCGGGGUCCUACGAUGAGACGGUCCGUGUCUGGGACGCGCGGGCAGCCGGUGGCCCCGUCAUGACCUUCAAACAUGCCGAUCCAGUCGAAGAGGUCUUGCCGUUACCGUCAGGCACCACCCUCCUAGCUGCUUCCGGCAGCGCCAUCUCUGUCCUCGACCUCGUCGCAGCGAAACCGCUUCGGCUGAUCACAAAUCAUCAAAAGACGGUCACAUCUCUCUCGCUUGCCUCUAACGGACGGCGGGUCGUCAGCGGCAGCCUUGACGGCCAUGUCAAAGUUUUCGAAACAACCGGUUGGAACGUCGUGGCCGGCUCUAAAUACCCCAGCCCGAUCCUGUCCCUGUCCGUCAUCGCCGCUGGCGCGGCCCAGGAAGACCGGCACCUCGCGGUAGGCAUGCAAUCCGGCGUGCUUUCCCUGCGGACACGGCUUUCCGGCACGGCCGCCGAGAAGGCAAGGGAGCGUGCUGCGGUAGAAGCAGCGCGCGACAUCGGCACGGAAGCGCUCGAGAAGCUCGACGCGAAGAAGGCGAAACGCAAGCGCUCGGCCAUGACCAACAAGUCCAUGGAUCUCCUCGGCGAGGGCGUUGACGUGAUCAUCCCCACCGACCUCUACGGUGGUGGCCGCUCUCGGCGCGCCAAGCUCAAGCCGUGGCAGCGCAAUUUCCGCCAGGGCCGCUACGCAGCCGCUCUCGACGAGGUCAUCGACAUGUCCAGCCCGCAGUACCAGUCAAUCACCGCGCUCACCCUGCUUGUCGCGCUCCGCCACCGGUCUGCUCUGCGUGAGGCGCUCGAGGGCCGCGACGAGGUGACGGUGCUGCCCCUGCUCAAGUGGGUGAGCAGGUACAUUCCGGACCCGCGGUAUCUCAGCGUCUGUGUCGAUGUGGCGUUCCACCUGCUCGAUAUCUACAGCGAGCACGUGGGCGGGAGUGCUGAUCUGGCAUGCCAGUUCCAGGCGCUGCUGGGCAAGGUGUCCAAGGAGGUGGAGAAGGCGCAGAUGGCUAUUCAAACGAACGGGAUGGUCGAGAGUCUGAUGUUUGCCGGGAUACAGUAGCCAUUGGGGCAAGCGGGGAGAGAAAUCUGCUGUACCCUUGUCAAGGGUAGUGAUUUGCAUUGCGCCGGCGU
Messenger RNA from Chaetomium strumarium, 1826 nucleotides. Its product is annotated as WD40-repeat-containing domain protein. Gene Ontology annotation, molecular function: protein binding. The transcript has a single exon. NCBI's taxonomy places the organism in Eukaryota, Fungi, Ascomycota, Sordariomycetes, Sordariales, Chaetomiaceae. Gene Ontology annotation, biological process: positive regulation of transcription by RNA polymerase I; rRNA processing. The record is from RefSeq and is a predicted model, not a curated record. Bases 97 to 1755 code for a protein of 552 amino acids. Gene Ontology annotation, cellular component: nucleolus.